AUGCCGUCGAUCACCAGAGAAGUCCUUGUUCCCCGCGUCACCAAGUUCACAAACUGCCGUAUCCCCAGUAGGCAGAAGCUGAUCGAGCAAGACCUUUGGGUUGAUUCUGUCACUGGCAAGAUCUUACAGGGCCAACACGCCUUUUAUGAGGAUAAGGUGUGUCCUGACCAGAUCAUUGAUCUGGGCGGGCGUAUCCUUGCACCAGGGUUUAUCGAUGUACAGAUAAAUGGUGCAAACGGGUUUGACUUUUCAGUCCCCCAGCCGACAAAGAAGAUCUUCGAUGAGGGACUGAGGGAGGCUGCUCAGGCAUUGGUGAAAAUGGGAGUGACAUCCUACUUGCCCACCGUCACCAGCCAGAGUAAAGAAGUAUAUCCAAAGGUUCUUCCAUCCCUAGGACCAUCAGGUCAUCGCCGUCGUGCAGAAGAUGGGGCAGAGUCCCUCGGCGCUCACGUUGAAGGCCCAUUUCUUAGCCCAGGAAAGAAUGGCAUACAUAAUCCCGAAGUUCUCAUCGCUGCCAACGACGUCAACGACGUCAUCCAAUGCUAUGGACUAGAGAACUUCUGCAAGAGCCAAACUCCACCGGGCCGCAUGCCUAUCAAGAUGAUAACCGCCGCUCCCGAAGUGGGCAACAUGCUUUCUCUCAUACCAACAAUUCAGUCUCAGAACAUUCUCUAUUCAAUCGGCCACUCGGAUGCAACAUACGAACAGGCCAUGGCCGCAGUUUCAAAGGGCGCUACCAUGAUCACCCAUAUGUUCAACGCCAUGAGACCCUUCUACCACCGUCAUCCAGGUAUCUUUGGCCUUCUGGGGCAGUUUGAACAGCGUCGUCCGUUCUACGGUAUCAUUGCGGAUGGAAUCCAUCUACAUCCAACCAGCAUUCAGAUAGCAUACAACGCCCAUCCAGCUGGUAUGAUCCUAGUGACGGAUGCGAUGAAGCUAUGCGGUAUGCCAGACGGUAUCUAUGAGUGGACCAACGGCGACCGAAUCGUGAAACAAGGCGCAAUGCUCACUCUGGAGGGAUCGGAGAAGCUAGCUGGAAGCUCCGCUACUUUGAUUGAGUGUGUGAACAACUUCCGCCGAUGGGCUGGAGCAAGGACAGUCGAGGCGAUUGCCGCUGUCACCGAGACUCCGGCGAAGAUGUUGGGUAUCCUUGAUAGGAAGGGUAGCUUGGCCCCAGGCGCAGAUGCAGACCUUGUGGUGCUUGGAGAAGACAGGCCUGCAGAUGGAGGUAUGGGCACAUUGACCGUUGACCAGGUGUGGAAGUUCGGCGUCAAGGUAUUUGACACGGAGAAGGUUUAG
Messenger RNA from Nannizzia gypsea CBS 118893, 1299 nucleotides. Its product is annotated as N-acetylglucosamine-6-phosphate deacetylase. The coding region runs from base 1 to 1299 and encodes 432 amino acids. The record is from RefSeq and is a predicted model, not a curated record. NCBI's taxonomy places the organism in Eukaryota, Fungi, Ascomycota, Eurotiomycetes, Onygenales, Arthrodermataceae. Gene Ontology annotation, biological process: N-acetylglucosamine catabolic process. Gene Ontology annotation, molecular function: N-acetylglucosamine-6-phosphate deacetylase activity. The transcript has 2 exons.